Molecule: messenger RNA, 3842 nt
Organism: Herpailurus yagouaroundi (jaguarundi)
Lineage: Eukaryota; Metazoa; Chordata; Mammalia; Carnivora; Felidae
Product: schlafen family member 5-like
Exons: 6
Coding region: 881-3547 (888 amino acids)
Source: RefSeq, a predicted model, not a curated record
ACCACCUCCUCAGUACCCUAGGACAGAGCUCGAGGCUGGUCGGGGCUAGUCGAGCUGGAAUCCUGGGGCUGCAGGCCUUUCGAGGAAACACCUGCGGAGCGCGCCGCCAGAGCCUGAGAGGUCUGCGCCCGUCUCCCGAGCUCCCCUGCGCUCCUUUCCCGCUCGGGAGCUUUUGCCCUGCAGUCGGUAGCAACUUCCAACGACAGGCGCACAGUGAGAGAUCGGGGAGCCGGGAGGCUGGGAACGCCGAGCGAACAGGGGAGGAGCGGGAGGCGCGCAGCGUCACAGCCUAGGUCUUACCACGCUGAACUUGAUAAAAUUUCCCACUGUUCAGGAGCACGAAGAACUUUAGAGGUAAGAACCACAUCAGUUACCACAUCAGCUCCUGAAAGUGAAGCCAGCGAGGUUGUGGCCCGGGGACAAGAUAGGGUCAGUGUUCAUUGUAUUACAAGAAGCUGCGUUCCCAGGAUGCCUGUAAGCCCCUGGCUUGCAAGGUCAGUCUUCAAACAGUAACGGCGUGGGGCAGGGUAGGAGGACUCCCAGGGCAGUCCACAAAGCCCUGUAUCCCCCAACAAGUGGCUAAAAGAACUCCCGUGGAUUCUGUCCAGAGAGGCUAAGCUGCGGUGAAUGACUCCAUUCCCCGUUUGCACAUGACUGUCAUAGGACGCAGAAGGGACUCCUUGCAGUGGAGUGCCUAAGAGAGGGGGAUGCCUAACGGUGCCCCCCCCGCCCACUGAUGGCAGGUCUCAGAGCAAAGCCUCUACAAGGAGAUGGCGGUUCUGGCUAAUGUUGGCGAGGCUAUGGCUGCCUUGAAAAGAGAAACUGGUUCCUCUUCAGUCUGCAGGGGGCAGAGGGUAGGAAAAGGACCUGUGCUGAGAAGAUGAGUCUCAAGGUUGAAUUGGAAACAAACUUUGCCGAAUGUGUCUUAAAUGCAGGAAAGAUCAUCCUUGGGGAUACACAAAGGAAAGAAAUGAAUCCUGAAUUGUGGAAAAAACAGAGGAAAAACAUCUUGAAAGCAAUAUGUGCUCUGCUGAAUUCUGGUGGCGGAGUGGUCAAGGCUGAGAUUGAGAACAAAGACUACAAUUAUGAAAUCCAUGGAGUAGGCCUGACGAUGCCUUCAAUUUUUAAAGACUAUUUAGAUGAGAUGCAGCAGGGAGAAGUCUUUUUGAUUUUUGUGAGAUCCUGGAACGCAGAUGCCUCUGGUGUACGAAUCGCUACCUUGUGCUCCAAUUUGUACUAUAGAUACAGAGCAUCUACUGAUGUCAUGGAUUCUAAGGAAGCAUUGGCAUUCCUCAAAGGCAAAACUCAGACUCUUAGGAAUACUGAUUCCAGUUCAUUAAGUCCACACAAAGUUCAGGUUGGUGUGCGAAACGAGUAUAACAUAAGGGCCUCAGCUGCUGCUGUAUUCGCUAGAACUCAGCUUCAGUACCUAGAAAAGCUCAACUUUACUAAUUCCCUCCAUGUUGAAUUUAAAAUGUUCUCAACAGAGGAGUCACAGUGCUUUCACGAGAGUCUCCCCAGUUGUGUUUCUGCAUUUGCAAACACUGAAGGAGGGUAUAUAUUUUUUGGUGUGCAUGAUGAGACCCAUGAAGUCAUUGGAUGUGAAAAGGACAAAAUAGAUUUUGACAUGUUGAAGGCUUGUAUUGAUUCCUGUAUUAGGAAUCUCCCUGUCCAUCAUUUCUGUACACAGAAGCAUGAGAUAAAAUAUGCUGUCAAAUUCCUUGAAGUACACAAUCAGGGGACCCUCCAUGGAUAUGUCUGUGCAGUCAAGGUGGAACAAUUUUGCUGUGCAGUGUUUUCCAAGAUGCCCAGUUCCUGGCAGGUGAAGGACAAUUGUGUGAAACAGCUGGACACGAAGCAAUGGAUAGCUUGGAUGAUGGAAGCCGACCCAGAUCUUUCCAGAUUUUCUGAGAUGGUCCUUGCAUUGAGUUUGUCAUCCACUACACCCCGCAGCAGGACUGUGUGCACUCAUAAGAAUUUUGAAUGUCUGGAAGCACAGCAAAAACGUUACUUUCCAGUAUUACCAGACAGAAUGGUGUAUACACCAGAAAGCGUCUACAAGGAGCUGUUCUCAACACAUAAAGGACUCAAAAACUUAAUAAAUAAGGAAAUGCGCUCUUUCUCUCAAGGAAUAUUGAUAUUCUCUCGAAGCUGGGCUGUGGACGUGGGUCUGCAAGAGAAGCAGGGAGUCAUCUGCGAUGCUCUUCUGCUUUCCCAGAACAACACCCCACGCCUCUACACUAUCCUCAGAGAGUGGGACCCAAGCUGGAAGGGCUACUCUAGGAAAGUCGCCCGCGUCUUAAAACAGACGCUGGUGAACACAGGUGGCUACACUGGGAAAUUGUGUGUCACUCCCUUGAUCUUCCUACUGAAUCCUGAUAAUACAGCAACGACUCUUCAUGAUUUGGAUUUGCAAAUUUACCCCAACUCCUAUAACCUUAGGACCACCCAGCACAUGGAAGCUCUGUUACGGUCCCUUGUGAUAGUCUUGCUCAGAUUCCGAUCUUUCUUAAGUGAAGAUCUGGGCUCUGAGGUUUUCAGCCUCCUCACAGAUAAACAGUAUGAGUUGCUUUCAAAGAACAUUCGCAUGACUAGAGAACUGUUUGUUCAUGGCUUACCUGGAUCAGGGAAGACCAUCCUGGCUCUUAGGAUAAUGGAGAAGAUCAGGAAUGUGUUUCACUGUCAACCAGAUGAUAUUCUUUACAUCUGUGAAAAUCAGCCUCUGAAGAAUUUUGUGAGCCAGAGACAUGUCUGCCAGGCAGUGACCCGGAAAACCUUCAUGAAAAAUGACUUCCAAAAGAUUAAGCACAUCAUCAUCGAUGAAGCUCAGAAUUUUCGCACUGAGGAUGGAGACUGGUAUGAGAAGGCAAAAGCCAUCACUCAGAGAAAAAAGGAUUGCCCAGGAAUUCUCUGGAUCUUUCUAGACUACUUUCAGACUACCCACUUGAGCUGCAGUGGCCUCCCUGCUCUCACAGCCCAGUAUCCAAGAGAAGAGCUCACCAGAGUGAUCCGUAAUGCAGAUCCAAUAGCCAAAUACCUACAAGAAGUAAUGCAGGAAGUCAGAGAAAAUCCUCCAUGUAACAUCCCGCCUGCGUCCCUGGAGAUGGUUCAUAAAGCUGAAUGGGCUCAGGGUAUUCCGGGCUACGUGGAGAUUAUGGAGUACUUGGACAUGGAAGAUAUGGUGUUCCAAGUAGCAAAGAAAUGCCACUUUCUCUUUAGGAAUGGUUAUUCUCCCAAGGACAUUGCUGUGCUUUUCAGCAAAGCAAGUGAAGUGGAAAUAUAUAAAGACAAGCUUCUAAGAGCAAUGAGGAAAAGAAAUACAUCUCAGCUCGAUGGGGAAUCUGAUCUUUUAGUACAGAUCCAAGAUGCAUCGGAUAUCAUGGCCAAUCACAUCGUGUUGGACAGUGUCCGUCGAUUUUCAGGCCUGGAAAGAAACAUCGUGUUUGGGUUCAACCUAACAGCUGAGCCAGAUAUUUUCCAUAAUCUUCUGCUCUGUCUGGCUUCCAGGGCAAAGAAACAUCUCUAUAUUCUGAAGGUUCCUAUUUGACAGGAAGAUCCCAGGCUAAGAAACAAUUAGGUAGCUCUCAUCUCUAGUUAACCAUGAAACUAUUUGAUCUAAACAUUGAAUUGUCGAGUAUUUUAUGAGCACUCACUCUGAGCCAUGUACUCUCCUAGGUGCUGGGGAUCAGGGGUAGGGUAUCAAACUAGGCAGACAAGAUUUCUUCUUUAGGGCAGAGGUAAAUCACAGACAAGUAAACAAAUACAAGUACAAGACAUUUCAGAUAGGGGCACCUGGUUGGCUCAGUCAGUUAAGUUUCCAACUGUUGAUUUUGGCUCAGGUC